Messenger RNA from Cucumis sativus (cucumber), 1491 nucleotides. RefSeq lists its product as uncharacterized. The transcript has 3 exons. NCBI's taxonomy places the organism in Eukaryota, Viridiplantae, Streptophyta, Magnoliopsida, Cucurbitales, Cucurbitaceae. Bases 129 to 1262 code for a protein of 377 amino acids. The record is from RefSeq and is a predicted model, not a curated record. Gene Ontology annotation, cellular component: intracellular membrane-bounded organelle.
UGCAUUCGCUGCGGUCGUCUUCUCUUCUCUGUGUCCAGUUCUUCUUCUUCUUGGACCGAACUCAAGAACCCGUUCACUACAAACUCUCCUUCAAAUGCUCCUUGCCUGAAUCUCUCUACAUAAUCUUCAUGCUUUCCAAAUUCUCAAAACCUUCUCAAAGGGUUCUUGAGGGUCUUCUUACCCUCAGGCUCAGACUCCAUUUCACUCAUCAUCCGAUCACCCACUCCAAUGCCAAUCCUCUUCGAGAUCCGUUCAUCGCACAUUCCUUCUCUUCAGCUCCCUCUUUCCAAUCGAAAUUCCCUUCAAAACCCAUCUCUUCCAAUGUUGGUUUGUCCCAAUUCCUCUAUUCUCCCAAGCUAACUGCUGGAAAUUCUUCUCUGGUUACUAAAUUGAAUGCCCAUCAUUCUGCUUCUAGGUUUAGAUUCUUCUCUGUUAAAAUUCCUCGUUUUGGGGGUCAAAUCAAUGGAAAUUUCGCUAAGAAGGUUAUUGAUAAGCCUGCUGCGGCUGUUAGUUCUGCAUUUUCGAGGUAUCGGGAAGCCAUUGGGUUGCAGAUUGAGGCUUUCUUCAAGAGAAAUUAUCUUGUUCUAUUGGGGUUUGCAGCAGCUUUAAUUUGUGCAUUGCUUUGGAAGAUUAUGUUUGGUAUUGCCAACACCUUUGUUGGGCUCUCUGAAGGCAUGGCUAAGUAUGGAUUUCUCGCUUUAUCUUCAGCUAUCGUUGCUUUUACUGGCCUCUAUAUGCGCUCGAGAUUCACAGUCAAUCCUGAUAGAGUUUAUAGAAUGGCCAUGAGAAAGCUCAAUACGUCAGCAGGAAUUCUUGAGGUUAUGGGUGCCCCUCUUACAGGAUCAGACUUGAGAGCUUAUGUUAUGUCAGGAGGCGGGUUCACGCUGAAAAAUUUCGCACCAAACCGUAGGAGCAAGCGAUGCUUUCUUAUUUUUCCAAUCAGAGGUUCUGAAAGGAAGGGUCUAGUCAGUGUUGAAGUAAAAAAGAAGAAGGGCCAGUAUGAUAUGAAGCUACUGGCAGUUGACAUUCCCAUGGCAUCGGGACCCGACCAGCGGCUAUUCCUAAUUGGUAACGAAGAAGAGUACAAAAUAGGUGGUGGACUGAUAUCUGAGCUAAGGGACCCUGUUGUAAAAGCUAUGGCUGCUGUCAAGGAAUUUGAUGAUCUUGACCGAAUUGAGGAAAAGGAAGAUGCAGAGAGAGAACUUCAAGAGGCAGAGAGAAAGAACCGAGAAGAGAUCGAAAAACUCGAGAAAGAACGAUGAAUUUUUGUGAUAUCAUUGUCUUUGUAGUAGUUCUUUGGAGCCUGUUUUGAGAAUCUAGCCUCAUCUUAGAAAAAUGAAUUUGAUUUUAAGAAUCCCAAAAUCUGUAUGUUUAUUGUAUUUUUGGAAGCUCACUUGACUUUGUGCAAGAUUUUCUUUGGAUUUUAGAGUUUUCACAAGAAUCAUUUACGGCAAGUAAAGUUGAAUAAAGCUUGCAAUGUUAUUACUAUGU